UAAUUAAAUAUGUUCUGUAUAUAUAAACAUACUAUACACUAGAUUCACAACAAAAGCCUUUAAUUAACUACUUCCAUGGGAGAGUUCAAUAUUGGGGUAGCUCUCCAUAACUUGAAUGAACAUGGAAUGAGGAGUUUCAGCAGCCCAGGGUUUGAAGAAAUGAACAGCCCUGACCACCAAAGGGCUUCUCUUCAGAGCUUCUCCUUGAUGGCUUUCAACAAUGGAAUUCAAAUCCCAAUUCGUGAUCAGCCAUCUCCCCACUUCUUCUCAUUGGACGAUGAAUCAGCAGCAGCAGGAGGUACAAGUCAUGGAUGCGCCAUCAAUGUUGAGUCCAUCCAAGAAUCCGAGGUGGCUUUCAUCACUAAUAAUCAACCCUAUCCAAUUAAGAGUUAUGGUCGUAGGAAGAGGAGGAGGAGCAAUGAAAAGGGAGGUGAUGGGAAGCCUAAAGAAGUUGUUCAUGUAAGAGCAAAAAGAGGGCAAGCUACAGAUAGCCAUAGCUUGGCUGAAAGGCAAAGAAGAGAAAAAAUAAAUGAGAAGCUCAAAUCUUUGCAAGGUUUGGUUCCUGGCUGUUAUAAGACUAUGGGAAUGGCCGUAAUGCUGGACGUAAUAAUCAACUACAUAAGAUCACUGCAGAAUCAAAUUGAUUUCCUUUCCAUGAAACUCUCAGCAGCAAGUUUAUUCUAUGACUUCAACUCAUCAGAUAUGGAUGCAAUGGACAGUAUACAUCAGGGAACAACUAUGUAUGAAAAUCAAGAGAUGGGAAAAGCUAUUGUGGAUGGGUAUGGUGGAUUUCCACCUCAGUUCCAAACGUCUUGGCCUCUUUAGUUGUACUUUCUGGUUGUUGAUCAAUUGAAUUCAGAUCCACUCCAUACUUAUAUAUCGACAGAGAUAUAUAUACUACAUAAAUAUACUAAUAAUAUAUGAAAAUAGCAUAAAAAUAAAUAACCUCUUUAUUUUUUUUUAUUUUAAUCAUGAGCAUCACAUUAUAACAAUUGUAUGGAUUGGAAGAAUAUGGCGUAUAAAUUAACUGGCGGCUUCAGGCUUCAGCUAUACUUGUUAGAGAAAUGGUGCUAAAUAGGAGCUUACCUU
Molecule: messenger RNA, 1089 nt
Organism: Cuscuta europaea
Lineage: Eukaryota; Viridiplantae; Streptophyta; Magnoliopsida; Solanales; Convolvulaceae
Source: the annotation of a GenBank genome assembly